Alternaria conjuncta is the source of this 987-nucleotide messenger RNA. RefSeq lists its product as uncharacterized. Bases 1 to 987 code for a protein of 328 amino acids. Lineage: Eukaryota; Fungi; Ascomycota; Dothideomycetes; Pleosporales; Pleosporaceae. The transcript has a single exon. The record is from RefSeq and is a predicted model, not a curated record.
AUGUCUCUUUACACUCUUUUUGCUGCGGGUCUGCUCGCCCAGUUCGCGAACGCGUACACUGUCAUCCAGAUCCCUCCCCCUUUCAUGGAGAAGAACAUCGAUCCCAUUGUCUACCCUGGAGAGUUCGACAAGUCGCAUCUACACUCUUUCUACGGCUCCGACGCCGUUGUUGCCGGCACCAAGACCAGCGCCGAACUCCAGAAAGGCUGCACCACCGCCGAGAACCCCAACGACUUGUCGAGCUACUGGGUGCCCACUUUCCUAUACACCAAAGAUGGCAAGAACUAUGAGCCCGUCCCCGUCUUCCGCUUCAGCGCAUACUACAACCUCGGCGAGACCCCCGCUGAGGUCGCCAUUCCACAAGACUUGCAGAUGGUUGCCGGCAAAGCCGACGCCAUGACCCCAGACGCCAUGGACGUCAACGCAAAGGCCUCAUGGGGCUGCGAGAGCGAAGACAUUCCUCUCGACGCCAACGGCUUCCCCACCAAGACCUGCUCCACCCACAUCCAGCAACUCCUCUUUUUCCCCCAGUGUGUCAACGAAGAGACCCUCGAGACCGGCUACAAGAGCCGCGACAACGGAACACCCAACUGGUGCCCCAAGGGCAUGAAGUCUAUGCCCCAGCUCCGCUUCUCCAUCCGCUACGAUAUGCGCAAGGCCCUACCCAACGGCUGGUCUGGUACCACCGCGCCGUUCAAGCUGGCUUGCGGACCUGCGUGGUGCUCGCACGGCGACUUCAUCAACGGUUGGGUUCCUGAGGCUGCGAAGAACAUGGUUGGCACGACCAAAGAGAAGCAGCAUUUUGCUGCCGUUGAGGGUCCCCUUGGUGGCCCUUCGGAUGGCGCUUCUUGCAAGGCUAAGGAUGCUGAUCCCAGCCACGGCACGAACAACUAUGCUAAGAGCGUUGCUGCUAUGGCUAAGCGCAGUGUUGGCGCUUGGGGCUGGGAGACCAGGUCUAGGCUCGCUCGCUUGGUCAAUGGCGCAUAA